AUGAUGAAAGCCAUAAUCCUCGCCUUGGCGUGUCUGUACAUCGCGGCCGCCAUGAAACCCGUGGUGCCAAUCGUGAAACCCAUCGUCUUCAAAUACGUCAGACCCGUUGUCGUUGGAUUUAGACAUGGUUAUGGAGGUUAUGGAGGCUAUGGAGGUUAUGGAGGCUAUGGAGGUUUUGGCGGCUUCGGAGGCUAUGGCGGAUUCGGAGGCUCUGGCGGUUGGGGCGGUUUUGGAGGCGGCGGCUGGGGUGGUUUCGGAGGCGGCGGCUAUGGUGGCUACGGAUACGGAAAGAAGAUACCUAAGCUGUGA
This is a messenger RNA of Gigantopelta aegis, 309 nucleotides long. Its product is annotated as keratin-associated protein 19-2-like. The record is from RefSeq and is a predicted model, not a curated record. The coding region runs from base 1 to 309 and encodes 102 amino acids. Lineage: Eukaryota; Metazoa; Mollusca; Gastropoda; Neomphalida; Peltospiridae. The transcript is spliced from 2 exons.